AUGUCCCUAAAGAGGGUGAAACACCAUGGCACAAAGAGAGAAGAUGAAGAAACGCGAAUAGCUCGAGCUGGAGGAUUCGAACCCGGAUGUGACGGUGGUGUGUCGGAUGGGAUCUAUGGCGGAUUUAAGAAAACGAGUCGAUUUGAUUCCUUCGUAAAGUGGGUUUUCUCAAAGAAAAUAAAAUGA
Arabidopsis thaliana (thale cress) is the source of this 186-nucleotide messenger RNA. RefSeq lists its product as uncharacterized. The record is from RefSeq and is marked reviewed. The transcript has a single exon. NCBI's taxonomy places the organism in Eukaryota, Viridiplantae, Streptophyta, Magnoliopsida, Brassicales, Brassicaceae. Bases 1 to 186 code for a protein of 61 amino acids.